This is a messenger RNA of Stylonychia lemnae, 1428 nucleotides long. The record is from the annotation of a GenBank genome assembly. Lineage: Eukaryota; Ciliophora; Spirotrichea; Sporadotrichida; Oxytrichidae.
AUGGAAGCAUAAAUCGAAAAGAUCUUAGUGCAUGAUGGAGUGCAGAUAUUUACUUAAUCAGCAUGGACAGCUACCUAUCAAGUAGAAACUAAGAUAUUCCUCUUAGUGGGUUUAAGAGAAAAAGAAAUCCUCUCUGCUAUGUAAACCACUGAAAAAGAUUUAAUCAGCGAUAUUGAAAACUUUAAUCUUUACUAUCCUUGGAAUACAAAGAUAGUAGGACUAUAUAUUUAAUUUACUGGAACAAAACCAGCAAAUCAUCUUGAUAUAUUAGAUUAAACUCUUCAACAUGCUUAAUAUCAUAAAUUACUCUUGCUUGGGAAUUUCUUCUACACUUUGGCUGAUUAAAAAACAGUGAUAGGCACUGGAGUCAGCUUUGAUAGUAUUUUGCAGUCAUAUGAGUACUAAUUAAUUAGCUACGGUUCAAAUAAUAAGGAUAGAAAUUAAUGGUGGGACAAUAGAAAAAUGAUAUCACCAGAUUUUGAAGUUUCUGACCUCAAGAGAGAUCAAGUAGUGAACAAUUUCUUUUAUAUUCAGAUCAGAUAAACGUUUGAAGGGUUUGAUGAUGAGCUUGAGUAUUAAUAGUAGCAAUUUUUAGAAAAUCUUGAAAAUCCAAAGGAUCUUAUAAUGAUCUUUAGGCAACUAGGGAAUGAUGGGUUAAUUCAGCCAUAUUAAUCAAUGAGUGAAGAAUUCGGCAAAAGACUCAAUAUUGAAGCCAGAAAGCUCAUCAAAACUAACAAGAAAAUACAAGAUGUCCAUCUUACCAAUUAUCACAUAAUGAAAAAAAUGAUCUUAGAAAAAUAGAUCAGAACAGUCCAAGACUAAUGUGUUAAAAUUCUAUUUAGAGCCUAGGUGAAGUAGAAUACGAUAGGCCAUUGUUAAUACAUUCAUCACUUCUCAAAAAAUCAAGGAUGGGGAUGUGCCUACAGGUCUCUUUAAACAUUGAUAUCACACUUUAAAUAUGAAGGUUAUGCUCCAAGAAACGAUGUACCAUCGCAUAAGGAGAUAUAAUAAGCUCUAGUUAGCAUGGAGGAUAAGGAAAAAGAUAUGAUUGGCUCUUCGUAGUGGAUUGGUGCCUUUGAAGUCAAUCUAUGUAUGGAUUACUUCCUUAAGGCUGAAUGCAAGAUUAUGAAUGUAUCUUCUGGACUUGAACUGUAAACAAAGGCAAGGGAACUUAGAGAUCACUUUAUACAUCAUGGAACUCCAAUUAUGAUAGGUGGAGACCUCUAUGCUCAUACUAUUAUAGGAAUAGACUUUUGUGAGGAACUAGAUGACGUGAGAUUUUUAAUUCUUGACCCUCAUUACCCAGGAGGAGAUAACAAUAUCAAGAACAUAUUGUAAAAAGGGUGGUGCGCUUGGAAGGAUGUGACAAUGUUUAAAGCUGAUACUUUCUAUAAUCUUUGUAUGCCCCUAAGGCCAACAGAUGUGUGA